AUGAUGCGACAGUCGCGUCGUCUUCUCAUGAUGGAGGGAGAAAGGAAGUUCACAUUUCCUGGCUCCCCCGCAUCACACUCCACUGGUGGAGUUCCAUUUUACGGCAAUAUUUAUGCUGGUCGUGUGGACACGCAAAACUAUGUGCCGCCAGUGCAGGAGGGCUCAGGUCUUAUCAAACCCAAGUCUAGUCUCUGGGAUGAUCCACAGGUGCGUGCAAAGAUGGAUAGUUGCCCAUACUUUGCCCUCUGCGAUCAGGUUUUGUGGCAUAACAUGGACCCCGCGUAUCUUGAUCCCGGCCUUCUCACCGCGGAGGAGCACCAAUUGCUGCUUCUUUUUAGUCGUGCCUACUAUGAAAAAUGGAAGGCAAUCCAUCUGCGCCCUCCCAAUGCACUUCCACGCGUGCGUAUAAAGUACGGUGCGACUCACCUAUUGGAUGAAAUGUUAGAGUUGCUAGACGUCCCACCAAAGCUGCGGCGCUCGCUUGUGAAGGAGUUUCAACUGGACGACGCUUCUUUGAUUGCCAUGAACCCAGAUUGCUGGGAGACGGCGUACCUUGAUCCAUUUAAUAGGGACCAUUUUUCUGGUCGUGUUCUAGAAUUUGCUGGCGUGGACGAGCCUUUGCGUGCUAGAUUCUUUCUUCUUCUGCAGCAAAUGCGCCGUCUUGUCGUGGUACGGAAGGAUACCACCGAGGAGCAGCGAGUUGUGCUUCCCUUCACUGCGGGCGUCACGUUAUUCGACCUCUACAAACACUUGGGUCUUGACCCGUACAAUGGGCAAAUGAAGAUUUACGACUACGUGGACCUGCAGCAGACAAAGCAUGUGCUGACGCUCAAGGACGAGGACACCUACUUUGAUUUCCUCGUGACAACUUUUUUCAAGGCAAAUCUGCGCCGCGCGACGUUGAGUGAUGUUGCCGACGACACCGACAACACGGCACGCUACACCAUCACCGUGGAGCCGUGCACUGUUGCAGAGAAGCGCAUCGGCCGAUGGUUUUGA
Messenger RNA from Trypanosoma conorhini, 999 nucleotides. RefSeq lists its product as uncharacterized. Bases 1 to 999 code for a protein of 332 amino acids. The transcript has a single exon. The record is from RefSeq and is a predicted model, not a curated record. NCBI's taxonomy places the organism in Eukaryota, Euglenozoa, Kinetoplastea, Trypanosomatida, Trypanosomatidae.